GGCAGCGCGUGGGAAGCCGGGCCCUUCGUGUUCCGCGCCCUCGGCGCCUACGACCAGCAGAACACGGCGUACGCGACGGUGGCGCAGCAGCAGCUGCUGCUGGCGCCGCUGUGGAUCAACGCGUUCGCGUACAUGGCUGCGGGCCGCGCCGCGUUCUGCUUCGCCCCGGCCAAGCGCGUGCUCAGGCUGAAUGCUGCGAGGGUUGGCAGCGUGUUUGUGUGGGCCGAUGUGGGCAGUUUCGUGGUCCAGGCUGUCGGCGGCGCGAUGUUGAGUCCGGGCGCGAGCGUUGAGGCAAAGAGGCUCGGGUUAAGGGUUUAUAUGGCUGGUGUGGGCGUGCAGCAGCUUUUUGUCUGCGUGUUUGCGGUGGGUGUUGUGCAGUUUCAUUGGGUCAUGAGCGGGGUGGAGAGGCGGGGGUGGGCGGAGGGAGAGGGCAUGCGUGUGGGGAAGAACGACGAGGACGGGCGGCCGCGCGGCGGCUGCUCUGGGUGGCUGUAUAGAAACUGGCGCGCGUUAGUAUGGGCUCUAUAUACAGUCCUAGCGCUAAUCACGGUCCGCAUAACGUUCCGCCUCGUCGAGUUCGCGCGCGGCAUCACCCCCGCCAACACAAUCCUCUACAACGAGAACUACGUCCUCCUGCUCGACGCGCUGCCCAUGGUGCUCGCGCUGCUGGUGCUCGCGCUCGUGCACCCGGGCGCCGUGCUACGGGGUGCUGACUCGGAACUGCCGGCGCGGAGGGCGUGGUGGCGCUGUUGUGGGGGGCGGAGGGCGGGUGGUCGGGACGAGACGGGCGCGCAGAGGUGGGGCGAGACAGGGCGGGAAGAGGCGGGACGGUGGGAAGCGGGGUGGCGGAACAAAGAGGAGCACGCGCAAAGGCAGUGGGAGAACGACGCCCACGGAUGGGCGGGCCAAGGCGUCGUGCUGACUGAUUUUAGUAGCGGGGGGAAAGCGAGCGGGAACGAGGGGCGGGAGUGGAGGGGCGAGAGGAGGCGGUCGAGCUUGUGGAGUCCGUUGGAGAGGUAGAGGGGUUGAGGUUGGAUGUCUUUCUUUUGCGGGUGCGAAGGUUUUGCCUUGGUAUUGCAUCGGUGGCCUACUUGGAGUUUUGUGAGCGUGGAAGUAAAAGGGGUUGGUGA
Molecule: messenger RNA, 1130 nt
Organism: Aplosporella prunicola CBS 121167
Lineage: Eukaryota; Fungi; Ascomycota; Dothideomycetes; Botryosphaeriales; Aplosporellaceae
Exons: 2
Cellular component (GO): membrane
Source: RefSeq, a predicted model, not a curated record